AUGUCAUCAUCAUCCAUCAUCCAUGAUCCAGAAGUAGAAAUUAAGGUUGACGCUGGUGACAUUUCCGAAGAAGACUAUGUUUCACCUCCACCAUCAAACAACAGCAUGAAUACACCAGGGCCUCAGAAUAAAAAACAAAAGAUUACCCCAUUCCAGCAAAAUUUACUGCACCUUAUGCAACACCCACCCACACAAUCACGCUCGGAAGACAUGGAUCCUGAUAAAGCUUUCUUGUUAUCAUUCCUUCCAGAAUUCAAAAAAAUGAAUGACAACCAAAAACUCGAUUUUAAAAUAGCAUUCAUGCAAUCAGUAAAAAAUAUUUUAAACCCUCCUAUUGACCACUCGCAGAAUUUUAACGCAAACAUUCACCAAUUCAAUAAUUAUCCAAACAAUUUUGGUCAGCAAACUUCUCUCACCUAUCCCAGCUAUUCACAACAGUAUCUACCUGUGCACCCUUCUUCAAGGUACUCGGUUCCACAAAACUAUAGUUCACCAACCUCACCUCCAGACUACAGCCAGGAAGAUGUACCUAGGAUGAACCAUAGUGUUUAA
This is a messenger RNA of Macrosiphum euphorbiae (potato aphid), 552 nucleotides long. The record is from the annotation of a GenBank genome assembly. NCBI's taxonomy places the organism in Eukaryota, Metazoa, Arthropoda, Insecta, Hemiptera, Aphididae.